UCCUAUAAAUACAUCUGCUGCUGGCACACUUUUGAACACUUUGACACUUUAAAGGUUUGACAUUUCUUCUUAAAAAUGGUUUCCCAAGGACUCCAGAUGAUGGGCAUAAUCACAGGCAUGUUGGGUUGGCUGGGGGUCAUCGUCGUUUGUGCCUUGCCCCAGUGGAAGGUGUCGGCAUUCAUCGGAGCCAAUAUAGUCACAGCACAGAUCAUCUGGGAGGGCAUGUGGAUGAACUGUGUGGUACAGAGCACUGGGCAAAUGCAGUGUAAAGUGUACGACUCCAUGCUGGCACUCACCUCUGACCUUCAGGCAGGCCGGGCCAUGAUCAUCAUCUCCAUUUUGACUGGACUCUUUGGAAUCAUCGUUUCUGUGGCUGGAGGGAAGUGCACCAACUGUAUCGAGGACUCAGGAUCCAAAGCAAAGGCAUGCAUCGUUGCAGGCAUUCUCUUCAUUGUCUCUGGACUCCUUUGUUUGAUCCCAGUGUCAUGGUCGGCGAACACGACCAUACAGAACUUCUAUAAUCCGUUAAUGGUGGAAGCUCAGCGGAGGGAGUUGGGUGCAGCACUGUAUGUCGGCUGGGGAUCUGCUGGGCUGCUAUUACUGGCUGGAGGAAUACUCUGUUGGAACUGCCCACCAAAGCACGAACGCAUCUAUAACCCCAAGUUCUCUGCAGUGAGGUCCAGUUCUACACAGAGAGAAUUUGUCUGAGAGAUAAAAACCCAUGUGACUGAGCUUAAAUAAAUUACUUCAGCAACUAUAUGUAAAUCAACUAUUUAUCUUUAGAAUUAUUACAGACAUUUUUCUUACAUUUAAUAGUGUAACAUAUUCAAUCUUCCUAUUUACAUAGAAUUAUGAAAACUUUUAUUUUGAAGAGAUUAAAUAUGUUUUAUAUAUAUAUAUAACAGUGAAAGUUUUGAGAAUGUGCAAGUAUGGUGGUAUUCAAAAUAUAGAUUUUUUUGAA
Molecule: messenger RNA, 961 nt
Organism: Xyrauchen texanus (razorback sucker)
Lineage: Eukaryota; Metazoa; Chordata; Actinopteri; Cypriniformes; Catostomidae
Product: claudin-4-like
Exons: 1
Coding region: 76-708 (210 amino acids)
Biological process (GO): cell adhesion; bicellular tight junction assembly
Cellular component (GO): bicellular tight junction; plasma membrane
Molecular function (GO): structural molecule activity
Source: RefSeq, a predicted model, not a curated record